This is a messenger RNA of Manis javanica (Malayan pangolin), 6542 nucleotides long. Lineage: Eukaryota; Metazoa; Chordata; Mammalia; Pholidota; Manidae. The record is from RefSeq and is a predicted model, not a curated record.
GGUCGCGGUCUCCGCCUUCCCCGGAACUUCUUCCUCCCUCCGUCCCGCCUCCGCCCCAUGUCCUGUCCCCGCCUUCCGGGACCCGGCGAGUGUUGUGGCUGCUGGGCCGCUGUCGCCGGGCUGUUGCUGAGCGCGGAGCCCGUUGGGGCCCGUGAGGUGGCUCUCAUGCUGAGGCCGAUGUGAUCAAUGUUGUUCCUCCAUCGAGCAGCCCGUUUGUACACAGCGCUGUGACCAUGUGGAGUAACGACUCUGGGGGAGAUGGAGCUGGCCUCUUGCUCUAGUGCUCUGAGUGAGAGCACAUCUCCUGGGUGCUGACGGACGUGAUGUUUCACUGGUUGCUGUCGGUGGUCCGAAGACAAAGAACUGGCCGAGGAUGGCAGAAGUGGUCCUCAGCAACAAGUUGUGUGUCAGCUGCCAAGGCGCAUUCUCUGGCCCUGCCUGCCCAGGCACGAGUGGUCAUCUGUGGUGGCGGCAUCAUGGGCACAUCUGUGGCCUAUCACCUGUCCAAGAUGGGCUGGAAGGACAUUGUCCUUCUGGAGCAGGGCAGGCUGGCUGCUGGCUCCACGAGGUUCUGUGCUGGCAUCCUGAGCACUGCCAGGCACUUGAGCAUCGAGCAGAAGAUGGCAGACUAUUCAAACAAACUCUACCAUCAGUUAGAGCAAGAAACAGGGAUCCAAACAGGUUACAUAAGGACAGGCUCAGUCUUUCUGGCCCAAACUCAGGACCGGCUGAUCUCCCUGAAGCGCAUCAACUCAAGGCUGAAUGUUAUAGGCAUCCCUUCUGAGAUCAUCUCCCCCAAGAAAGUGGCCGAACUACACCCUCUCCUCAAUGUGCACGACCUGGUGGGGGCCAUGCACGUGCCUGAGGAUGCAGUGGUGUCCUCCGCUGACGUGGCUCUUGCCCUGGCAAGUGCUGCCUCCCAGAAUGGUGUUCAGAUCUAUGACCGGACAAGCAUUCUCCAUGUAAUGGUCAAAAAAAGUCAAGUUACUGGCGUGGAGACAGAUAAAGGACAGAUCGAAUGCCAGUAUUUUGUCAACUGUGCUGGUCAGUGGGCAUACGAGCUUGGUCUGUCCAACGAGGAGCCGGUUAGUAUCCCGUUACAUGCCUGCGAACACUUCUACCUUCUGACUCGCCCCUUGGAGACCCGUCUGCAGAGCAGCACACCAACUGUUGUGGAUGCUGAUGGAAGAAUUUAUAUUCGCAACUGGCAGGGUGGCAUCUUAUCUGGGGGCUUUGAGAAGAACCCGAAGCCAAUUUUCACUGAGGGCAAAAACCAGCUGGAGAUACAGAAUCUACAGGAAGACUGGGAUCACUUUGAGCCCCUGCUGAGCUCCCUCCUGCGCAGGAUGCCAGACCUGGAGCCGCUGGAGAUCCUGAAGUUGGUGAACUGCCCCGAGACCUUCACGCCGGACAUGAGGUGCAUCAUGGGCGAGGCUCCCUCGGUGCAGGGCUACUUCAUCCUGGCGGGAAUGAACUCUGCAGGCCUUUCGUUUGGUGGGGGAGCUGGCAGGUACCUGGCUGAAUGGAUGGUGCACGGGUAUCCCUCAGAAAACGUCUGGGAAUUAGACCUGAAGCGUUUUGGAGCUCUCCAGAGCAGCCGUACCUUUCUGCGCCACCGGGUCAUGGAAGUCAUGCCUCUGCUGUACGAUCUGAAGGUUCCUCGUUGGGACUUCCAGACCGGGAGGCAGUUACGCACGUCUCCUCUCUAUGACCGGCUGGAUGCCCAAGGAGCCAGGUGGAUGGAGAAACAUGGAUUUGAGAGGCCAAAGUACUUUGUGCCACCAGACAAGGACCUCCUGGCACUUGAGCAGAGCAAGACUUUCUAUAAGCCAGACUGGUUUGACAUUGUGGAGUCUGAAGUCAAGUGCUGUAAGGAAGCGGUGUGUGUCAUCGACAUGUCCUCUUUCACAAAGUUUGAAAUAACAUCCACCGGGGACCAGGCAUUAGAGAUCCUGCAGUACCUCUUUUCCAACGACCUUGAUGUGCCUGUGGGCCACAUCGUACAUACGGGCAUGCUCAACGAGGGUGGAGGGUAUGAGAACGAUUGCAGCAUAGCGCGCCUGAGCAAGCGCAGUUUCUUCAUGAUUUCUCCAACUGACCAGCAGGUCCACUGUUGGGCCUGGCUCAAGAAGCACAUGCCCAGAGACAGCAACCUGCUUCUGGAGGACGUCACCUGGAAAUACACUGCCCUCAAUCUGAUCGGUCCUCGAGCUGUGGACGUGCUGUCUGAGUUGUCCUAUGCCCCUAUGACUCCAGACCACUUCCCAAGUCUGUUUUGCAAGGAGAUGAGCGUGGGCUACGCAAAUGGGAUCCGCGUAAUGAGCAUGACUCACACGGGAGAGCCAGGAUUCAUGCUUUACAUCCCCAUAGAGUAUGCCUUGCAUGUAUACAAUGAAGUGAUGAGCGUGGGGCAGAAAUAUGGAAUCCGGAAUGCUGGAUAUUAUGCUCUUCGUAGUCUCCGAAUUGAGAAGUUUUUUGCCUUCUGGGGUCAAGAUUUAAAUACCCUUACCACACCUCUGGAAUGUGGACGAGACUCUCGGGUGAAAUUAGAAAAGGGGAUGGACUUCCUUGGCCGAGAUGCCCUGCUGCAGCAGAAGCAGAAUGGGGUGUACAAACGCUUCACCAUGUUCAUCCUGGACAACCACGACACAGACCUGGACCUCUGGCCUUGGUGGGGAGAGCCCAUUUACCGGAAUGGGCAGUAUGUGGGCAAGACCACCAGCAGCGCCUACAGCUACACCCUGGAGCGCCACGUCUGCCUGGGCUUCGUGCACAAUUUUUCCGAGGACACUGGAGAAGAGCAGGUGGUGACAGCAGAGUUCAUCAACCGGGGAGAGUAUGAGAUUGACAUUGCGGGACACCGGUUCCAGGCCAAGGCCAAGCUCUACCCUGUCGCCUCCCUCUUCACCCAUAAGCGCCGAAAGGAUAAUGUGGAGCUAAGUGACCUGCACGGGAAGUAAUGCCAGACAUCUCACCUCCCCACCUCCACAUUCUGGGAGCUUCUCACCUCCCUGAUCCCACCCCUCUUCUUGAUUUAAACCUUUGCCUCCCAUCUCUUACCUCCUUGAUAUAAUUUUAAACUUGACCUACUUUUAAGCUUUUCACUUUGCAACCUCUCUUGUCCUUCCACCUUCCCCUCCUCUUGCAGGUUCCCGUCCCAAUACUCACUGUGGACCGUGCUUCUGUCUUUCCACUCCUCUAAGUCCCGUCGUGACAGGAAGCAUCUGCUAGCACAGGAGCAGACUCCACCUGUGGAAGCAGAUUAUGGGGACAGUCUGCUUUCAGAUGCCGUGUCUCGAAGCAAAAGCAGCUGGUGGUGUGCAGGCCUCAGGAGUCCCAAGUCUGCGGAGCUCAGUUUCCUCAGAGGAACCUGUUCACUUUGGUGGCUUGCUGUAAGUUUAAUACAGUCCCAGGGAAUAGCUUGUGCCUUGCAGCCAGGCAGCUCAUGCUCCUGUUCCACUGUGCGGUGGGUCUGGCACCCUGAUACCUCUAGCAAGAGGAUGACCAUCUACCUCACUGAUGAGAGGCAUCGUGUGGACAUUACCUGGUCUGUAGCAGAGAGGAAGUUAGCUGGGUUGGUAGGGAGGCCACCUGCCUAUAAUUUUCCUCAACAUCUCCUAAUCUGUGCAGUGAAGGGUUUUGUUUGGCUGAGUAAAAGGCCAGUGUUGUGCUGCCUUUCCAAGCUGAAAGGUCUGCCUCAGAAAGUCCAUCACCAUUGGUGCUGAGUUUUCUACUGUUAACACAGUGUUUUUUCUGCCAGCUGCUCAGUCACCCUGUCUUGACUUUCCUCUUCAGCCUCACCUGUCCCUUCCCCAGCAGGCUCACUAGGUCAGCAAACAUCCCUCUCUCUUUAGAACAGGGAGGGAAUGUAGGGCCUACCACCCUGGUUGAGUAACUAACCCUUGCUGGCCAUGCUGAGUCUGAGAGCCACUGGAAUCCUAGAUUUGCCUCCUCCAGUGUAGGACAGACAGACACACAGAGGUGACCAUGUGUCCACUGAUGUUUUGGGUACAUGCACCUAGGGAACUGCUGUCCACUUCUCCUUCCAAGCUCUUUCUUCCCAUCCAGCCAUCUCUCCAUGUCCCUGGAAUAGAUGACCUAGGGUUCCCCAAGAGGGUCCUGUUCGUUUUUAAGCAGUGUCUAUUUUCUAAGGGGGAAAACUUAGAUAUCACAGACUGUGCAAUCCAUGCCAAUACUGAGUUUUCCUUUGCAGAUAAACUGCUCUAAUCUGAGUCUUUAAAUGCAAAAAAACCUGCUGUUAGAUUUUAAUUAAACUAUAGCUUCUGUAGUCUUAGUUAUCUUAGAAGCAUUAGCUCUGGUAAGUCUCUAAAUAUAUUAAAGAUCUUUUCAUUUUAUUACAGCAGCUCAAAACUUUCAGAUGACCACUUCAUAAUCAGACUGACUCUUUCUGGACAUUUCUUGCCAUUUCCCCAGUGAGACCACUCUUCCUUGGUUACGGACUGUAUCCACUGUUAGGAGGCCUUAGUUGGUUUAUGAAGGGAGUAUGUGAUGAGAGCUGCUGUGUGAUGAGGGGGAGCUGCCCAGCUUGAGAGCAGCUCUGAAGGACUUGGGAGAGCAGGCACAGGUGUUGUGAGCAGGAGCCACAGCCCCAAGAGGGAAACAGGUGAUGUAGAGCCAAAGGCAUCCAGACUCUGCACCAAUCAGUCAUCUCAGAAAAACAAACUUGGGAUUGAAUCCAAAAGAAAUGUUAGAUUCAUGCAAAUUAUACCUUGUCCAUAAGUAAGGGCCAUACUCUGACAAGAUGUUAAUCUUCUGGGGCAUCAGGCGCCCUGACACACACAUAUCUUUUGGCACUUACAUUCAGCCUUGAGGUCUCCUUUGGCUCAAAUAUAAAUAUCGGAGUGUGAAUCUGGUAGUUUUCUCUGCUUAGGGGAUGACUCUUUCCUGCCUCAGGCUUAACUGACAAUCCAAACAUCUUCACUUGGGGCUGUUUCCAUCUCUCGGGCAGAGGGGCCUCAUGUCUGCUUGGUGUGACAACUCCCCUGCCCUAGAGCGCUGAGGGAGUCUGGACUCCUGUGAAUGGGGGGCUGGACUUGCCUUGCAGGCGGUUGGUCCUCUUCUGUACAUGGAAUGAUCUGUCGUCACCUCUCUGCUGUCUUGGGGAAGGGCUCUGCACUCUCAGACUUGUCAGCAUGUUCAAUUGGGAGCAUCUUUUUGAACCUAGAAACACAAAGUUUGCAGGCCUCACACAGCCUAAGACCCAGGGUUCCAGGUCUCCUGUGGGCUUUCUCCUCCUAGAAGUAAAUUCUAUGCCCCUAGUGCCACGUGUAAGUCCUUGGCACUGCUUUGGCCAUUUGACUUAAAUGGAAGCUUUGAUCAGAAAGAUUUCCUGUUCAUGAUAAUGCCACUGAAAUCAGAAAAAAAAGCUCUAACUCAGAAAGUUUUAAGAGCUAAAAGGGACAAGCACUACCUGCUUGGAUCGCCUCCUCCCUGAUGUCCUUCAACUUAGGUUGCAGUCACAGUGCCAUGUGCUAAUCAGGCCAGGGACCUGGUGAUUAAGCCCAGUUUCACUUUGGCCCCAAAGAUCACAUUUCUGCAGGAGUAGCACCCUGUCACUUUGAUUCCACCAGGAGGUACACUGUUUCUGGAUUCUAUCUUAUUACAUAGACCAAGAAUUUUACCUACUUCCCUUCUUUUCUGGGUUUUGUUUCCAAGAAAGUAAAACGUGAAAAAUAACUCUCACUUCUUCCAUUACCCUGCUUUGCAUGCAGUUGAAAUGUUAACCCUCCCCACGGCUACCACAUACAUGUAGGGAUGGACACAGCUUUCUAAAACUGGGUUUGCUUCACUGCGGAGAUGACCAGCCACUGGGAUUUCUGGCUCUGCUUGUCCUUUGGCUUAUGGACAUAUUUGCUGGCAUCAGCUAAGUCUUCACCAUCCUUUGAGGACCUGAGGCAGAUAGGAGGGACUCAUCUAUGACCUGGUCUUGGUUCCAACCCUAGAAGGCUGUGUCCUGAGAGAAGGACUGUCCUGGUUCAUUUUUAGUCUCCUCGUAGCUUCCUGGCGUGAAGUCAGCAAGGGUCCCUCCACUUCAGUAUCUAAGAUGAAGGUUUGGUCAGUAGUGCUCAGUACUGAAGAGUAACCGUCUGCUGUUUCAUUUUCUUUUUGCACACCCAUCCUCUCCCUACUACCUUCACGAACACUGACAUAAGUAGUAGCAUUUUUAUCAAGAGGAUAUAGGGGAAAUUUUCCCAAAAGUAAAGGAUUUUCAUUCUGCACAUCAUUUUCAGGCACAUGGCUACAGAAGCACAGUAGAUGAAAGACUUAAGACAUUUUGGGCAUUAACCAGGUCCUAUGGUCUGUUAGCCAGGAAUGAGCUGUGGGGUUCCUGGCAGUGUCUCCCCCAACACCACUUUUGGCCUCCACUUUAAGGUGCUGAGUUGAAAGGCUCUUUUGUUGUCAGUACAGGGCUCACACCUGCAGUCUCUCAUCAUUACAAAUGCACUAUUUUUCAAGAGGACUGAGUAUUUUUGUAUGUCUUUGCCUUCCCUUUGUCCAUUAAACAUCAGAUUUGUUCCUUA